This is a messenger RNA of Pelagomonas calceolata, 1824 nucleotides long. NCBI's taxonomy places the organism in Eukaryota, Pelagophyceae, Pelagomonadales, Pelagomonadaceae. The record is from the annotation of a GenBank genome assembly.
AUGAUGCUGUGGUCAGCAGCCGUGCUGCUCGGCGCGUGCACGCAAGCGCUACGACCGCUCGUGCCAAUACGCCAACGACGCGGCCAGGCGCUGCGAGCAAAGACCGAUGAAAAUUACGAUGCCGUCGUUGUCGGCGCCGGCGUCGGCGGCCUCUGCACGGCGGCGCUGCUCGCGCGAUACGAUCGCCGCGUGCUCCUCGUAGAGGCACACGACGUGGUCGGCGGCUGCGCCCACUCCUUCGCCCGAGGUGGCUACACGUGCGACAGCGGCCCGAGCCUGUGGGCGGGCUGCGCGCAGCCGUCGACAUCUCCAUUAAGACAAGUCUUCGACGCGAUCGGGCGCGACGUCGACUGGAUCCAGUACGACGGCUGGGGUUUGCAUGAUUUGAAAGCUGAUAAAAGGUGGCGCAUGACGGUCGGCCCGGACGCUUUUGGGGACGUGAUGCAAGAACUGGGCGGUUCAAAUGGAGAGCGCGCCUGGCGAUCUCUAUUGAAAGGUUCGGAGCCCGUCGUCGACGCGGCGAUGGCCUGCCCGCCCAUGGCGCUGCGGGCGGAUCCUUUGGGGUUUGUGCAGACGGCCCUCGUGCCCUACCUGUUGCCGGCGAUCUUCAAGGCGUCGCUGAAGGCGAAGACGUUCAUUCCGGAUUUAUUGACGGGUGCGUCGUCGCAAUUGUUCGACCUCGCUGAAGCGGAUAACGACUUCCUGGAGCGGUGGAUCGACUAUCUGGCGUUCGCGCUGUCGGGCCUGCCCGCCGACGGCACGGUCGGCGCCGCCGUGGCCUACACGCUCGGCGACCUGCACCGCCCGAACGCCGUCCUCGAUUAUCCUGUGGGAGGUUCCGGCGCCGUCUGCGAGGCCCUCGCGGACUACAUCAGUGAUCAAGCGGGGUGCGCCGUGCGGACGCGGUGCCGCGUCGACGAGAUCUUGGUGAAUGGGGACGGGUCCGUGACGGGCGUGCGGCUGGCAAGCGGCGACGAGGUGCGGUGCGACACGGUCAUCUCGAACGCCGACGCCUGGACGACGGCGACGAGACUGCUCAAACCGUCGCCGCUGCCCCAGAUUGCCGCUUGGCAGGCGUCGCAGAAGGCAUUGGUACCGACGCGGAGUUUUGUUCACUUGUGGGUUGGGUUUGAUGCCGCUGGUUUACCCUCCGAUUUGGAUUGCCACCACAGCGUCUUCAACGAGGGCCUGCUCGAGGACGACUGCGCGGCCCUCGACGCGGAGAGGAAUAUGUACAUCAUUUCCAUCCCGACGCUCUUCGACGCCGGGCUCGCGCCUGCAGGAAAACAUUUGGCUCAUGUAUAUGCCGCGGCCACCGAACCGUACGACGCGUGGGCGGCGCUCGACCGGAAGAGCGCCGAGUACAAAGAAAAAAAACUCGCGGCCGCCGAGCCGCUCUGGCGCGCGCUCGAGGCCGUCGUGCCCGACGUGCGGCAGCGCGCCGAGAUGACGACCAUCGGGACACCGCUGACGCAUGCGCGGUUCAACAAUAGGCAUAUGGGCACCUACGGGCCAGCUGGCGCGACCGUCGAGGGCGACCUCAAAGGCUUCGGCGACGGCGGCACGCCCGUGAAGGGCCUCUGGCAGGUCGGCGACUCGCAGUUCCCGGGCAUCGGCCUGCCGGCCGCGGCGGCGAGCGGCAUCCUCGUCGCGAACGCGUUGGUGAGCGUCGCCGAGCACCGCGCGCUGCUCGACGACAUGCGGGCGAAGGGCACGCUCUGCGCGGGGAAGGACUGGUGGGAGCGACCGAACGCGGCGCCGCGGGCGCCCGGCGGGCGGAUUGCCGUCGACGCGUCGCUGGGGGAGGUGGGAUGUUCUGUGUAA